UCUCGCGAGACUAUAGUGCGCGUCCCUCCUGGGGAGCCGGGCGGGGCGAAACGGCUUGGCGGUUGUGGAGAGGGCGGGCCUUGUGGACACCAUGCCGUCGGCCUUUUCAGUCAGCUCCUUCCCCGUCAGCAUCCCCGCGGUGAUCACGCAGACAGACUGGAGUGAGCCCUGGCUGGUGGGGCUGGCUGUCUUCCACGUGCUGUGCCUGCUUCUCACUUGCUUCUCAUCCCAGAGGUACCGACUACAGAUUGGCCAUUUCCUGUGUCUCAUGGUCCUGGUCUAUUGUGCUGAGUACAUCAAUGAAGUGGCCGCAAUGAACUGGAGGUUGUUUUCAAAAUACCAGUAUUUUGACUCCAGGGGGAUGUUCAUUUCUGUCGUGUUCUCAGCACCACUGCUGCUCAACGCCAUGAUCAUUGUGAUUUUGUGGGUACGCAAGACUUUGAACGUGAUGACUGACCUGAAGAACUUGCAACAGAAAAGAAAAGAGAAGCAGCGGAGGAAGGAGGAGUGAGGUCGUGCCCAUUGGCUUCCUCUGCCAGGGGGUUCUGUGCAGUGGGGCCCAGGCGUCCUCAGCUGGCUUGGGGAAAGCCGUGCUCCCUCUGGAGGCCCAGUGCUGGAGCACACACUAAAGUUGUUUCUCAAACUAGCACGGAUUGUACCCCUGCGUGUUUGUUGAGCCUGGGUCCACCCUUAGCAUGCCUGGUCUCUGGCUGAGCCCCAGGAGGGCCCUGUGUAUCUCUCCAGGACUCCAUAGUCAGUUACAAAGUGUCUGCUCGGUGUGGAAUCUGAACCCCAGUGGUAGUGCUGUCCUGCACACAGGCCCAUCACCUGGCUGUCCCCCUGUGUCUUGUGCUCCACGGGAUGGCUCUUAACUGAGGGCACUUUUGCCCCCAAAGGACUUGUGACAGUUUGGUAACACUUUUGCUUGUCACUGUAGGUGGAAGUGGGUGGAGCCUAAAUGCUGCUGAACUCCUGCAAGGAUAGACUGUGGCCCCCCAGAGGACUGUACAGAGUGCUGGCCCCCGUCUUCUCAGCCUGAGGCCUUUGAAGCAGGUCUGGCAAAGAUGGAACAUAUCUAAUGUACUGACCAGUCCCCUGAGCCCAGGGCCCUCUGAAACCACCAGCUGGGCACAUCUCAGUGAGGUUAGGCUUUCUGAAACCAACAUGGGGCUACCUCACUGAAAAUACUUUUGCUCAAGACUCUAAUGUGAAGGGAAGCGUGAAGUCGGGACUACAUGGAAAAGAAUGUGUUAAAUGAGCCCUUUACUUUGUUCUGAGUGCAGAAUUUGCAGAUAGAGGAACAUUCACUGGAGGCCUAGUGGGCUCCACCCAACCUGGACGGUGCAGGCCCCUUGUGCCCUCCCUGAGUCUUAUCCUGCUUGAGCACCUUCAGGCUGCCUGUCUGGGGUAUGGUGCUGUGAAACACUUUUCAAUUUUCAGAAAGAAAAAAACUGUCCAAGUGAAAGCACUUACAUUUAGAAGGUUAAAAAUCGACAGUUUGUCAGAUUGAAGAAUUGUCUAGAAAUGCAGAUAUGUGAGUUUUCAGUUUUACAUGGUGUUAAGCUCUUAGUGAAGAAGCUAGACUGAGUUCAACAGGAGGUAGAUGUGAGCAGACAGAAUCCUCAGCCAGGCCACUGGAGCUCUUUGCCUGUAGCUCUUCCCAGUCCCUCUGGGAUUUGUUCAGCUUGUAGAGUGAACACAGAGGUGUCUGAGAAACCUGAUCUUAAGCAAGUCCAGUCUCAAGUCGACAUCACCUGUGGGGUUGUGUGGCACGUCUGACGGUACACAUCCCAGGUGCACCGCAGGGUGUUUAGUGACACAUGGCUUCACUCGAGUUCCCACCCCACAAGGUGGUUUCAUAGAAAAUGAAGUGGGCUGAUAUAUUUGACUGCAGGAGCUCAGAGCAGGCGUGUGUGGCUCUCCAGGGCUGUUCCCUGCCAAGCUAUCCAAGGCCAGCCAUGGGAAGCAGGUCAGGAAAUUGCUGGAGAGGACAUGUCUGAGGAAGGUGUCUGAGCUCAUGCCCAGCUGAAAUACACCAGCAAGGUGGUAGACCCUGUCUGUAUGUUGGACCGUGUGGAUCUGGGCCUGUCCAACUGAGUCCAGCCUCCCUGGAUAAAGGUGUGUAAUAGUACUGUUAGCUCUGUAUCUUGGUGCAGCCCACAUGUGACCCUGAUGUGGGCUCCAGGUUUCACAUGUGUGUUGUUUUCACAAAAAUGGAACUUUUUAGUGAGGCUCCUAUUUUAGUGGCUGGAAAUUGCAUUGCUAGCAACUAUCUUUGUAUCUUUUCUUCUUAUUAGAGAAAAUUCUGCAAGCCAAAAUCAUCAACACUGAGUAAUUCGUAAAACUUGCGUGGGCUCAUGCAGGGUUCCAGUGGGGAUUGUGGUGCGGGGCAGGCGCUUGCCCAUAUGCCUGAAGUGCUGGCUCCAGUGUUAAAGCAAGGUGUGGGGUGUGAGCGCCACUCAUCCAUGCUCUGAGAAUGGAAGGCUCAGGGGCCCCUGCUCCUCUGCUUAAGUUAGGAAGUGCUUUUACCAUGUGUUUAUGAACAAAGCAGAAAAAAGGACAUUCUGCAUACUCCGAGCCUGUGACACUGUAAGUUUAUUGAUUGGUAUGCAAUAAAACCUUUGAUAGUACAUA
Messenger RNA from Marmota monax (woodchuck), 2634 nucleotides. It is a transcript of the gene Tmem18, whose product is annotated as transmembrane protein 18. NCBI's taxonomy places the organism in Eukaryota, Metazoa, Chordata, Mammalia, Rodentia, Sciuridae. The transcript is spliced from 5 exons. Bases 92 to 511 code for a protein of 139 amino acids. Gene Ontology annotation, cellular component: nuclear membrane. The record is from RefSeq and is a predicted model, not a curated record.